Messenger RNA from Drosophila arizonae, 3096 nucleotides. RefSeq names its product Serotonin transporter (gene SerT). Gene Ontology annotation, molecular function: serotonin binding; serotonin:sodium:chloride symporter activity. Gene Ontology annotation, cellular component: plasma membrane; neuron projection; synapse. The record is from RefSeq and is a predicted model, not a curated record. Lineage: Eukaryota; Metazoa; Arthropoda; Insecta; Diptera; Drosophilidae. Gene Ontology annotation, biological process: amino acid transport; serotonin uptake; sodium ion transmembrane transport.
GCUGGCAUGUCCAUAAUUCGCAGCUCAAAACAAGCAACAGGUGCUACAGGCAAGGGCAUGACAUCACACCAGUCUGUGGACUCAAGCCCAGCUCUCGGCUUGCAAAUGCGAGUUAAUGGCAAAAGCAAUUGUUGUCCCAAGGUCAGUGCCACGCCCCCAGGCAAAGGAUGUGCCGGCCAGCAUGUAAACACUGAAGGGCAAAGUGCAAUAAUCGGGGUCCAGCUGACAAUACACGGAGUGCAAUAGAGCUUGUGUGCGACAGAGACAGAGACAGAGCCAGAGCCAGAAAGAGAGAGUAAGUGAGAGAGAGAGAGAGAGAGAGGGAGAGAGAGAGAUAGAGAGAUAGAGAAAGGGAGGUAGUGAGAGGAGGAGCGAGAAAGAGUGGGUAUACUGAGAGCCUUGGCUCUGGCACAGCCACAAACGCAACCUGUGGCAGUGCAGGGCAAAGUCCGGCUGGCCACGCUAGUACCGCGAUCGCCGUAUUCGGCCACAAUGCCCGUUCAGGCUCAGCCAGAUGUCCGCAGCAGUGGCAGCAUGGAGCGCACCAGAAACGACAGCAGCAUGGAGUUCGGACAGAAUGCAGCCGCGGCGAGCGCAGCAACGGCCACGCCGUGGGGCAACAAGGAGUCGCCCAACAACGAGGAUGACUCCAACGGCGAAGAUGACGGCGACAACACGACGCCCGCUAAGGUCACCGAUCCUCUGGCCCCACGACUAGCCAACAAUGAGCGCGUGUUGGUCGUGUCCGUGACGGAGCGACAUCGGGAAACUUGGGGCCAGAAGGCCGAGUUCCUUUUGGCCGUGAUCGGGUUCGCCGUUGACUUGGGCAACGUCUGGCGGUUUCCCUACAUUUGCUAUCAGAAUGGCGGCGGCGCCUUCCUGGUGCCAUAUUGCAUCUUCCUCAUCUUUGGCGGUCUGCCGCUGUUCUACAUGGAGCUGGCCUUGGGUCAGUUCCAUCGCUGCGGCUGCAUCAGCAUCUGGAAGCGCAUUUGUCCAGCAUUGAAGGGCGUUGGCUAUGCCAUUUGCCUGAUCGACAUCUAUAUGGGCAUGUACUACAACACGAUAAUCGGCUGGGCGGUGUACUACUUGUUCGCCUCGUUCACCGCCAAGUUGCCCUGGACGUCGUGCGACAACGCAUGGAACACCCAGAACUGUAUGCCCGUGACAAGCGAGAACUUCACGGAGUUGGCCACAUCGCCGGCCAAGGAGUUUUUCGAGCGUCGAGUUUUGGAGAGCUACAAGAGCAACGGGCUGGACUUCAUGGGGCCCGUGAAGCCCACCUUGGCGCUUUGUGUGUUUGGAGUCUUCGUGCUCGUCUACUUCUCGCUCUGGAAAGGCGUACGCAGUGCCGGAAAGGUCGUCUGGGUCACAGCCCUGGCGCCCUACGUAGUACUCAUUAUCUUGUUGGUGCGCGGCGUGUCUCUGCCUGGCGCUGAUGAGGGCAUCAAGUAUUACCUGACUCCCGAGUGGCACAAGCUGAAGAACUCCAAGGUGUGGAUCGAUGCAGCCUCGCAAAUCUUCUUCUCCCUGGGUCCCGGUUUCGGCACCCUGUUAGCUCUCUCCAGCUACAAUAAGUUCAACAACAACUGCUACCGGGAUGCGCUCAUAACCAGCAGCAUCAAUUGCCUGACCAGCUUUCUGGCCGGAUUCGUUAUUUUUUCGGUGUUGGGCUAUAUGGCCAACGUGCAGAAGACAUCGAUAGACAAGGUGGGCUUGGAGGGACCCGGCCUGGUUUUCAUUGUGUAUCCAGAGGCUAUUGCCACCAUGAGCGGCUCGGUCUUUUGGAGCAUUAUAUUCUUCUUAAUGCUCAUCACGCUGGGACUGGACAGCACCUUUGGCGGCCUGGAGGCGAUGAUAACGGCCCUAUGCGACGAGUAUCCACGUGCGAUCGGGCGAAGGCGAGAGCUGUUCGUGCUCCUCCUGCUCGCCUUCAUCUUCCUGUGCGCGUUGCCCACAAUGACCUAUGGUGGCGUGGUCUUGGUUAACUUUUUGAAUGUGUACGGGCCCGGCCUGGCCAUACUCUUCGUGGUGUUUGUCGAAGCGGCUGGCGUCUUCUGGUUCUAUGGCGUUGAUCGCUUCAGCGCGGAUGUGGAGCAGAUGCUGGGCGCCAAGCCGGGGAUUUUCUGGCGCAUCUGUUGGACGUACAUAAGCCCCGUGUUUCUGCUGACCAUCUUUAUAUUCUCGAUACUAGGCUAUAAGGAAAUGCUGGGCGAGGAGUUCUACUAUCCGCCAUGGAGCAUCCAGGUGGGCUGGGCCGUGACCUGCUCGUCGGUGCUGUGCAUACCCAUGUACAUGAUCUACAAGUUCUUCUUCGCGUCGAAGGGCAAGUGCCAGGAGCGACUGCAGCAGUCGUUCAAGCCGGAUGCCAGCUGUGGCUCGGCUGUGCCUGGCCAGCAGGGCACUUCGGUGUGACAUGAUAAUGCUGUGCAUUUGAAUAUACACACCAGCAGCACCAGCAUCAACAUUUAUAGUUUAAACUGCAGGGCUUAUUCACCAACAACAACAACAACAACAACAACAACAACAACAACAACAAACAAAGCAACAACAAAUACGGAAGUGAUCAACAACAAGGUGCUGAACCUCCACAGUUACUACGCUUAUCACACAAAUGUUAGUUAUACAGAGGCGGACGGCAGUGCAGAGGAUGCAGAGAAGAGGGAGCCAUUCCCGAAAGCACGGAAUGGAAACGGUGUUAAUGCAUGUAGUCUUAGCCAUAGUCUUAGUCUCGGCUCGGCCAACGAGAAGUGCUAUUACAGCAACCCAACAACUGCUCCCGAGGACAAUAACUGCGCGCUAAGGAUCAGCAGCUGCAAGCCACUCAAGUUUCCGCUAGCCAGCGAGUGGUUGGUCUGAAGAUGGAAUCCCCCCAAAGAGGAGUCAUCUGGAAAUGCUUCGCAAACAGCCAUUUGCAGAGCAUUUCGGGCCACCUGCUUUUCUCUCGCUUUCUAUUUAACUUUAAUGUUUAUAAUCGAUUAUAAUUGUUAUUGUAAUUGUAUAACAAUCCCUAGGGCACAACUGUUUGAACUAGCCAAAUGUGCCAUGAGCUCGCCUACCCCUAAUUACAGAGUUCUAAUAUUACUUUAACGGCUAUGU